GUAAUUUGUACUACACUUUCAAUUUUGAGCUAGGCUUUAAUUUGAAUUUUCCGUAGUUAUUUUUCAAAACUAAUUAUUCCAUUAAGCUGUUUAAUUUUAACACAUAUUUCUUUCUAUAUUAUUUAAAUACCGCUAAACUGGCGUCCGAAAAUUAUCCUAAGAAAAUGCUAGACGGAUGGUAUUGUCGGUCUAUAGCUAAUAUGCAGGCCAAUGAAGCGGCAAGUGCGAGUAAUAGCGUUAGUGCGGAUAACACUCAUAGUCGGGACUCCCGCAAAGACUAUUCAAGUGAUAGCAGUAGUGAUCCCGAGCCCGAACCUAAUUACAGGGCACACUAUUUAACUUUGAAAAAGAAAUUAAAGUAUCUUAUAUAUGAAAAUGAGUGCUUUCAAGAUGCUUUAAGAUGCAGUCAAAAACGGUUACUGAAAGUAUCUCGAGAUAGAAGUUUUCUAUUAGACCGAUUACUUCAGUAUGAAAAACAUGAUAGUUCCACCUCGGACAGUGAAGACACAGAGUCCUCUGAUGAUGCCACUUACAAUAAUGCUGAAGUUGUAAAAAGAAAAAAACCCGAAACGAGUGCAACUCAACAAUCUUUACCCACUCCAUCAGCAGUCAACAAAGGUCUCAAUAACACCAUGAAAAGGAAAAGAGCUGUUGUCCCUAAAAAAACACCAAAUGCUAAUAAUCCACAUCAAGCUAGUGCUGCUGCAGUGAAGUGUUCGCCUCUUGGUCUUGGUUUAUCCGCUGGAGAUGGACACAUGACCCCCGAGGAGGUGGAGCGGCACUUGCAGUCUCGACAGUCUUACUUGGAACUGCUGCCAGAACGCGCGCCGCCCACUGUACCUACCGAAAUGUUCAGCAAUGACCCGUCACUUGAUAGUGAAUCCAAUGACGUUUUGGAAAACUCGCCCAAUGUCGACGAAUGGCUUGAUUAACAGUUCCUGUACAUCGCUACGGUGAGAGCGCGAUCAGAAACUACAACGCCAAGAAAAAAUGAUGUUGUCAGAUAUAUUCUUAGAGAUGUAUUAUUUUUAAGUGAUAUCAAUAAAUGUUUAGUGAAA
Messenger RNA from Danaus plexippus (monarch butterfly), 1058 nucleotides. RefSeq names its product INO80 complex subunit E. The transcript is spliced from 6 exons. Lineage: Eukaryota; Metazoa; Arthropoda; Insecta; Lepidoptera; Nymphalidae. Gene Ontology annotation, biological process: chromatin remodeling. Bases 165 to 932 code for a protein of 255 amino acids. The record is from RefSeq and is a predicted model, not a curated record. Gene Ontology annotation, cellular component: nucleus; Ino80 complex.